GCGAGAAUCAUUUUAUCAUCUGCCAAAUCUGCAAUAUAGCUUAUCUUUUCAACCAAUAGUUUAACUGUCUAUGUUGGUGGAUCCUGCCUGUAUCCCAUCAUCUGAGAGGACCAUGACGACCUCCACCGCUUUCACAGAUCUAACCACUUCCCUGCCCUUUCCGCUCCCUCGCAUCAAAGGACCCAAGCUCGAGCCUUUUCGUGGCACUGCAGAUGUCGAACUCGAAUUCAUACGUUACAUCGGAAAUGAAGACGAUUUGGAUUCCAAGGUGUGGAAAGUGAAAGUUGACGACAAGUACUAUGCCCUGAAAGUAUUUCCAUUUCAGUAUUGGGUCGGUCUCAAGAAGACUUCUGGCAGGUGGAUCAUAGCACCAGAAUAUGAUGACGAGGGACGGCCACCACUCACACCGCAAGAUUACCUUGACUAUCUGGACCCGUUUCACAAUGAAUGCCGGGUGUACGGACGCCUCAAGCAAGAAAACCACGAAGACAUCGCCGUUCGUGCCCAUGGCUACGUCCUUCUCACCCCAGAGCAGGAAAAGUUUGUUACCGAAGCCUGCGGCCCGGAAUACAUAGAUCCCAAGACUGCAGAAGAGUUGGAUGGCCAGGCCCUGUGGUUUCGACGGGAAUCGAACCGGCACGACCGCCUGCGGGCAAUCCUCAAGGACUUUGUCCCAGAGGAGACGCCAGAUUUUGACAAGUCGCAGAUAAGCCAGAUGUAUGAGGACAUGGAGACUCUGCACUCACUUGGUAUUCUCAUUCGAGAUAUCAACCCGAAAAACUAUCUUGGAGGCAAGCUCAUCGACUUCAGCCGUUCCUGGACUAUGUACCACCCCUGUCUUGAUCGAACGUCAUGGAAGGGACUUUGCAAGCUGAGAAUAGCCGAGGUCCGGUCGUUCGUAGAUAUGGUAUUUAAUUGGGCCGUCCAUCACGAGACCAAAAUAACAGUCCCGGAGAAGCUGUUGGAAUGGGGUGGCGACCUAGAAGGAUGCGGAAUCAACCCUUAUGACUAUGAUUGGAGAAAGUGGGAGGAAGAGGAGGAGGAGGAGGCCAUCUGCGAUGAACACAACGAGAGGCCUUCUUAGCAAGACGAAGGAGAAAGAGGGAUUCCUGAGGUCACAUGAUUACAAUUCAUGAUUCCGAAUUCCACCUAGAGUACAAGCGGACUCGAACUUUUCAGCCAUGGCCAGUGUGGUU
Diaporthe batatas is the source of this 1196-nucleotide messenger RNA. RefSeq lists its product as uncharacterized. The record is from RefSeq and is a predicted model, not a curated record. Lineage: Eukaryota; Fungi; Ascomycota; Sordariomycetes; Diaporthales; Diaporthaceae. Bases 71 to 1084 code for a protein of 337 amino acids. The transcript is spliced from 2 exons.